AUGGCUUCUCCAAUCGAAAAAAGCCCUUCCUUCGUCAAGAGGCAGCAUAUCCAGGAUCACGCCCAAGCAACAAAUUUGAAGGCAUAUUGGGGAUACGCAGAUCGAGUCGUGCCGUGCGUGAACGAUGCGGGGAGCUGCGAUUAUCUAGAGGUUGUAUACAAUGCCCACGAGCAAGGUAUGCUCUUCGUUGGCAUCAUGUGGAUUGUCUUCGGGGGACUUUUACUCGCCUACGGGAUUGGUAGACGUUUAGUCCCAGCAAGACGAGCAUUCUCACCCGGAAGCCACCACAGUGAGGAACUCCCACAACGGCAAUCAUUCUUCCACCGAGCCGCUACUUCAACCUCAGCAAUGGUUCGUCGGUACCUCCUCCCGGAAGCUCCUCUGCGAUCAAUCUUUGGCCGCACCACACGCUUGCAAGUCACCAUUCUGGCAUUCCUCAUCGGCUACCUGACCAUCUUUACUUUCGUUGGGUUUCGAUACGAGAAAUGGGUGACUCCAGUGAAGGCUUCGCCCGGGGUUUACAACACUCGCACUUCGAUCGGGCCAUGGUCUGAUCGUAUUGGUGUCAUGGCAUAUGCUAUCAUCCCAUUCUCCGUCAUGUUGGCCACUCGCGAGUCGUUGCUGUCUUUGGUCACGGGGAUCCCUUAUCAGAAUUUCAUGUUCAUCCAUCGUUGGAUGGGAUAUAUCAUCUAUCUUCAAUCCGCGCUACAUACUCUUGGAUGGACUCUCGUCGAGGCCAAGCUAUACCAGCCACAACCCAAGGUAUGGAAUCACUGGAUUGCACAGACAUACGCCAUCUGGGGUGUCGUCGCCAUGGCUCUGAUCACCCUCAUGGUGGUCUUCUCCCUCCCCCCUGUCAUCCGAUGGAUGGGCUACGAGACGUUCCGCAAAGUACAUUAUGUCAUGGCAAUGCUCUUCAUCGGCGCUUGCUAUGGUCACUGGAAGAACCUAGGCGUCUUCAUGAUCGCUGCUCUACUCGUAUGGUUUACCGAUCGGUUCUUCCGACUUGCACGUACCUUUUUGAUGCACUACGACUUUCUCCCCGAGAGCACAUCUGCCAUGCACUUCCAGGCCGCCAAUGCGAAACUCACGCAUUUCCCCGACCCUAUCAAUGGCGAUGUUGUGCGGAUGGAUUUCCUGCACAAUCAUGCUCCAUGGCAAGUUGGCCAGCACUUUUACCUCUGCUUUCCUGAAUCCUCAAUGUGGCAGUCACAUCCAUUCACGCCGUUGAGUUUGCCAGGCUUGACAAAAGGUGGCCAGCAGCAUUCGUACGUCUUCAGGGCGAAAGGUGGUGAAACGAAGAAGAUUGCACAGAUCGCGUUGAACAAGAUCUCCGCGGCGAUGUCUACAACUCCAUCUUCGACAGAGAAGCUCGGCGAGUCGUCAUCAAGACAGCCGCUCACAGCUGAUGCCAUGACUCCCACAGUCAAGGUCAUUCUAACUGGACCUUAUGGUACGAAUCAUGUUGAGGAAUUUGACAGAUCACCUGGUCUCAAUGUGCUGCUCAUUGCAGGCGGAACUGGAAUCACAUUCGUUCUACCUGUGCUUUACCACUUAAUGGCAGCACCCACUCCUCGCAGCUCUUCAGACCGAAAGAUCGAGCUUAUCUGGGCCGUGAGACAGCACGACGACACCGCAUGGGUCCGCUCGGAACUUGACACCUUACGCGCCGCUAGCAAACGUAUGGGGUUGGUGAUCCGCAUCUUUGUCACAAGGGAGGWUGGAAGCGACGACGAAAUCCAGCAGCAACCAUCGAUCGAGAAGCUCACGGACGAGGGAAUCCAGACUACUCCUUGCUCCGACGACUCUUCAUCAGGGACAAGCUCGAGUAUACGAAAGCGUGGCCAGCAAAAGCGUUUUACGGAAUCUGCUCUCAAUUCUCGUCCGUCGGUUCCUUCACUGGUUCAAUCUUUUGUUCAAGACACCGUUCGUGGCCCUACGGUCGUCUAUGCAUCUGGUCCACCGAGUAUGAUUACAGAUGUACGGAGUUGUGUUGCAGCGCAAAAUUCAGCGGGGAAAAUUUGGUCGGGUGACGAGAGAGCGCGAGUGGAUUUGAUUGCGGAUGAUCGAAUAGAAUGA
Messenger RNA from Ramularia collo-cygni, 2079 nucleotides. Its product is annotated as related to ferric reductase FRE2 precursor. Gene Ontology annotation, biological process: iron ion transport; intracellular iron ion homeostasis; copper ion import. The record is from RefSeq and is a predicted model, not a curated record. The transcript has 3 exons. The coding region runs from base 1 to 2079 and encodes 692 amino acids. Gene Ontology annotation, cellular component: plasma membrane. Gene Ontology annotation, molecular function: ferric-chelate reductase activity. Lineage: Eukaryota; Fungi; Ascomycota; Dothideomycetes; Mycosphaerellales; Mycosphaerellaceae.